CGCGCUUUCCAAUCAUCCGCAGUCAUUGCCUGACUCUAAGGCACUACGUCUGGAACACUUUUACUUUCGUUACAUAAAAUAUCUAGACAUUGGAUCAAGGAUCAGAGUUUCUGCAUUCUCGAAUUUAUUAAAGAGAGUUGAUACACUUGAAACAGAGUAUCUUUUUAUGACAAUGCUGAAAUCAUGGAUACAGGGACAGUCCGUCUUGUAAUUUUCUUGGGGAUGUUUCUGGUUUUCGUCAGCGAUUACAGCUCAUUAAUAUCUACAAUUUUCGGAAAUAAUGCAGAACGGAAUUCUACUUUCAAGCUAAUAAAUGGACAGCCAAAAACAGAAUCUUCUUCUGAAAAGUUAUUCAAAGAUGAACUCAAAAUCAAUUUCGAUAAAAGAAACGUUAUUUCUCGUCGUUCCAAGUUGAUGACAACAAUUAAAACCGCAUGUUUGCCUAAACUUAUUUGCGAGUUAAAGUCACAUGUACAUCAGGAGCAACUGACUGAGAUGGAAACGACAUUAUUGAACUUAAUCAGAGAUACCAGUUUAAACACCAUGGCUGAAGUUCCGUCAAGAUAUCACUUUGCUGCUCACAUGGGUCAAUUAAUAGCAGGGUUAGAAGGUCAAGGAUGUCAUAAUUUCUACCCUACAUGCCCACUUCCUGGACUCAGUGUAUUAAACAUGAUGAAAAAAAUUAGGAUACAUUAAGUGGUGCUUCUAAACGUAUUUUUAUAAUAUUUUACUAAUAAAGGCUGUGAUUUCAUAUUUUGAAACUGAAAUUGAAAAGUUUUUCAUAUUUUACGUUUCAUAGAUUAAAAAAAGAUUUUUAAGUGUUCCAA
Molecule: messenger RNA, 827 nt
Organism: Leptopilina heterotoma
Lineage: Eukaryota; Metazoa; Arthropoda; Insecta; Hymenoptera; Figitidae
Gene: geko
Exons: 5
Coding region: 184-696 (170 amino acids)
Source: RefSeq, a predicted model, not a curated record